ACAAAAAUCUGAGGGCCGAGGCACUCACAACAUAGCAAGGGCUUCUUCGUUGACAAAAAACUCACCCAUGUGCAUCACAGCGCCCAACGCUGUCAAAAAGGCCAAAACGUUAGACAUACAAAGCCUUUCCAGGACUACUACUCCACUCCUUCACUAGUCUCCAUCUCCCAACUCGGUCAUAAAGAACACAAAAAUGGAAGCAGAGAAUCAGUAUAAGAAAGGGCUGUGGACAGAGGAGGAGGACCGGAUUCUGCUAGAAUACAUAAGGGUCCACGGGAGAGGAAAGUGGAACCGCAUCCCUAAGGUGACAGGCUUAAAGAGGUGUGGGAAGAGCUGUAGGUUAAGGUGGCUCAAUUAUCUGAGCCCCACUGUGAAACGCGGCGGUUUCUCUGAGGAAGAAGAAGAUCUCAUUAUCAGACUCCAUAAUCUCCUUGGAAACAGGUGGUCACUGAUCGCGGGGAGGGUGCCGGGAAGAACUGACAACCAAGUAAAGAACCACUGGAACACUCAUUUGCGUAAGAAGCUUGGCAUCAAAAAGCAAAAUAGAAAACUUCUGGGUGCGUCCAAAGAACACUCUGCUCAGAUGGAAGAAAGAAACAAACUCUGUUCUGAUCAUUCGCAAUAUUCUAAGCUUUCUCACAGGACUGACUCCGCCAAAUUGAUGCAAGGAAGGACAAAUGAGAGCGCUUUGAGUGCCGGUGAGGCAUCUAAUGGAGAAUCACAGUGGAUGAGCAGCCAUUUUGCAGAAUCUUCGCCUUUGAUUUCGGUUGAUCAUCCGAUUCUGGACAGUCCAGGCUUCAUAGAACUUAUAGAUGGGUAUCCUUUUGACCUAGGGUGGCAAAGCCUCUAAUUUUUAUUUUUUAUUUUUCCUCUUUUAUUGGUUAAUCAGUAA
Molecule: messenger RNA, 892 nt
Organism: Alnus glutinosa
Lineage: Eukaryota; Viridiplantae; Streptophyta; Magnoliopsida; Fagales; Betulaceae
Product: transcription factor WER-like
Exons: 3
Coding region: 194-850 (218 amino acids)
Source: RefSeq, a predicted model, not a curated record